AUGGAUGGGGAGGCAGAGCAACAAGAUAAUGACACUGAAAACAUAGAGCUGAAGAACAAUGAGCAACUCCAGAAGACACAAGCUGUAGAGCCCUCAGAGGAGGGCAAAUCCCCUAAUGUUGAUGACAGUAAGGAUAAACCUGACACCCCUGCAGAUGAGGAUGAGGAGGCUGGAGCAGUGGAGUCUGAAAAAGCCUCACCAGAUACUGCAGGGGAACAGGCAACAGAUUGCGCCUCAACCGAUGUUACAGUAUUGCUUCCAUCCCUCUCCUCGCCCCAACCUGGGGCCAGGUCAACGGUCAGCUCCAGAUCAAGCUGGUGGAGUAUUUUUGCAAGAAGACGGGUGACGAUGCACGUCCUAAGUAGGAGAAGGCUGUGUCUGACCAGGAGCAGCGCUACCAGAAGUAUAUAGCCAUCAUGGAGGACCUGAAGUGGCAGCACUGGCACGACUCGGAGGUGGCCCAGCAGCAAGCCGAGGAGCUGCGGCAGCAGAGCCAGGAGAAGGUGGAUCGCAAGCUCGAGGCCCCGCUGCAUGCCAAAGAGGAGCUCGUCGAGGGCCUGCACCUCAUCGACUUCAAGCAGCUGAAGAUCAAGAACCAAACAUAA
Coregonus sp. 'balchen' is the source of this 605-nucleotide messenger RNA. NCBI's taxonomy places the organism in Eukaryota, Metazoa, Chordata, Actinopteri, Salmoniformes, Salmonidae. The record is from the annotation of a GenBank genome assembly.